Messenger RNA from Tilletiaria anomala UBC 951, 1711 nucleotides. Its product is annotated as SNO-domain-containing protein. Gene Ontology annotation, cellular component: glutaminase complex; cytosol. Gene Ontology annotation, biological process: pyridoxal 5'-phosphate biosynthetic process; pyridoxine metabolic process. Gene Ontology annotation, molecular function: glutaminase activity. Bases 151 to 1227 code for a protein of 358 amino acids. The transcript has 2 exons. The record is from RefSeq and is a predicted model, not a curated record. Lineage: Eukaryota; Fungi; Basidiomycota; Exobasidiomycetes; Georgefischeriales; Tilletiariaceae.
GGGGAGUCCUGACUUCGGGAAAAUCUGCACAACCUGGACAACGCCUGGGCUCGGUAUCAAGCAUUGGUCAACGGGAGGCAAGUGUAAGAAUUUUGGCAGGAAGUGCGUUUGUCACUAAGGGAAGCAAAGCCGGUGCGAGCAACCGCAAUCAUGCAGUGUUCUUCCCCCAAGCCCUCCCCUUCGCCUUCGAGGCGCCGUUCGCCCAACCGCCGCGCCUCGCCCCCUCGGCUGAACCUCCCUUCGCACCCACUCGUCAUCGGUGUCCUGGCGCUGCAAGGCGCCUUUCGUGAACACAUCACGCUUCUGCACAAGGCAGCUCGGGUGCUCGACCUGCCUUCCUCUCCCUCAGCGUCCACCGCCUCCUCGCCUUCCAACGCCUUUUCCUUCUCGGCGAUCCUUGUGCGAAACGCACAGGACCUCGCCGCUUGUCAUGCACUCAUAAUUCCCGGUGGAGAAUCCACUGCGAUCGCGCUGGGCGUGCAGCGCGCUGGCAUGUUGCGCGAGUUGAGGACAUGGGUCGCCGAUGACCGGCCGACGUGGGGGACGUGUGCCGGCAUGAUCAUGCUCGCGAGAGAAGCCAGUGGCGGUAAGAGAGGCGGCCAGGAGUUAAUCGGCGGUAUGGACUGCAGAGUGGGGAGGAAUGGUUUCGGAAGCCAGGUGGACUCGUUCGAGACCCAACUGAACAUACCAGCGCUCGGCCCUGAGCCAUUUCCAGCGGUUUUCAUCCGCGCUCCGGUCGUUGACUGCUUACUAGAUCCUGUAUCAGAAGCAGAGGCUGCCGCAAAUGACCAUGCUUCAGCAGGGCAGAGUUCAAGCACAAUGACUACGACGAAAGCGACAGAGACUACUGGAGCGCUGCCACUCAUCAUCGCACCGUCGCUCUUGCCGUACCGUUCAUGCCGUCCCAAAAGUCAAGAAGCCCCGUCAAUAUCGAAUCACGGAUCGUCUUGGCGCCCACCGAUGGAGAUCCUCGCUGCAUUGGCGGCGCCGGUCGUCUCUUCCGCGCAUUCCCCCGUCGCUGAUGCUUCCUCCCACGGCGCCUCACCACGAGCAGAGAAGUUGGUACUGACAGCCAGCGUACCCCGCCCGCCGGUGGAUACGCAGAUCGUGGCGUUGCGCCAGGGCAACCUCGUCGCUACGUCGUUCCAUCCUGAGCUGACAAACGAUGUGCGACUGCAUGCGUUUUUCAUCCGCGAUGUCGUCUUGCCAUCGCUUGUGCGUCCAUGAGUGGUGGCGAGCAUGGUAGUCCUGAGACAUCCGUUGAUGUCCAGGACGAACAGCGUGGCACAACAGACAAAAGAUAGAGACGGCAUGAUUCGAGCAUGCAUAGAACAAGUGAGCACAGUUAUUAGACAAAACACGUACGGACCAAUGUAGAGCAGAUUCCCAAUGCAAUUCAGGCACAUCUCGUAACCCAGGGACGGCCACCCUGUUGCCCUGUGUAUGUUUUAGAAAAGAAGAGAGGCAGCAUGUUCAAGUUCACAACGGCACAUCCAUGAUCGCGAUUGCUGACUGCAAUCGCAUCAUUCUUCUGCAUUACCAACCUCUGGAGAUUGCGUUGGUCUGGCGUGCGUCAGAUGCGACACAGAAAGAGCCCGAUCCAUGGCGCCGAAAAAUGAAAAUGCCCUUGGAGUUUAUAAAAGGGAUCUCACCGCUUGUGCUCGGGAAUCACAGCUAUCGUCAAUUGUGGCGAGACGCAAGACGGACCAUG